Messenger RNA from Ustilago hordei, 594 nucleotides. RefSeq lists its product as uncharacterized. The coding region runs from base 1 to 594 and encodes 197 amino acids. The transcript has 4 exons. The record is from RefSeq and is a predicted model, not a curated record. NCBI's taxonomy places the organism in Eukaryota, Fungi, Basidiomycota, Ustilaginomycetes, Ustilaginales, Ustilaginaceae.
AUGGCUCCUCGCCACGGCGCUGAUGUGCCAGCUCGACUUGGCGCGGAUGCUGAUGCGAGCGCGUGCGCUGGUAAGCCAAGGAGACUCGAUCGCGACUCUGCCAACGCUUCGAUCAAUCGUGCCAACACCGCCUGCCGAUCACCCGAUCACCCGAUCACCCGAUCACCCAAGCGUUGCGCGGGCAAGCCUGCUGACUCGAAUUCUUGCGACGAGUAUCCUUAUGCCUCGUCACAGGAAGGCGGUGCUGGCAGUGUGACUCGAUGCGUUGCCAGCACAGAAAACUCUCGCCAGGCAGGAACGCUGAGCAGUUUCUAUACCAACAAUGGCGUGAUCGAUCGAGAUGCUUACAAUGUCGCUUUUGCCUCGACGCCGGGACUGCAAUACUGCUCUGCUUCUUGCACCAACACUGGCAACCAAGUCACCAAGCGCAAUCUCGCCAUCGCAACUCAGCACAUUGCCCGUCACUUUUUCACCGACCAGGGUCACCAACUCACCAGUAAUGUUCGAACGAGUGGACAGAUUGAAACGCACGCUUGGCUCGCCCAUGAGGAGCGCAACGUCACUAUUGCCAGCGAUCUUGCUUCUGCUCCGUAA